This is a messenger RNA of Talaromyces stipitatus ATCC 10500, 645 nucleotides long. RefSeq lists its product as uncharacterized. NCBI's taxonomy places the organism in Eukaryota, Fungi, Ascomycota, Eurotiomycetes, Eurotiales, Trichocomaceae. The record is from RefSeq and is a predicted model, not a curated record. Bases 1 to 645 code for a protein of 214 amino acids. The transcript is spliced from 2 exons.
AUGAGUGGUAAUCAAGGCAGCUUCAGCCUCUUCCAAGAGAUACUCGCCGACCAAACACAGGAGAUCAAUGAUCUAAGGCAGUAUAUCACCAACCAAGAGCAGCAACUCAACACAAUGAAGGAAAGGUUGAUGCGUAUACGCAUUGCUGUAUUAAUGAAUGAAAGCGUAUUACGACCUUUCUUCAGAGUACCACCACGACAGAGAGAUCCUUCCUACUACCCCGUCAUAGAUAUGGAUUUAGAAGCCAUUGAAUGGAUGCAGGCCAACAACAUAGGCGGACAGCAAAAUGCUAUUCGAAGAUUCGAGGCAAUAUAUGGCAUGAAUUUGAGGAAAUGCAAGAUCCUCGUUCGCACAGCGCCAGAAGAGAUCGUUGAAGCUAUGAAUCAAAGAGCCGAACUUCAUUAUUCUCCUUGUUACCGCCGCAGUUUGCGGGACAACAGCAAAAUUAAGCGCAUGAAGCUAAUUUGCUCUGAGAUCAUUAAGCUUUGGGAAGACUGCCAAAGUGCUGCGUACCCCAGUGACCAGAUCAUGGUAAAGCGUUCCAAUCUCGAACGCUUGCUCAACGAGUUCUGGGAUGGACAAGGCAAGAAAACUGAGUGGUUUGGCAAGCGGAAAGUAAAUUUAUCCGGAAAUAAAGUUGUCUAA